GACCUUCUCGUUCGUUGUUCAUUCUUCAUUCUUCAUUCGCUCUUCGGUCGAUCUUCGCACGUAAGUCAGCCGCAGCGACCGCGACCAAUGGCAGACGCACAGAGCGGGCGCAGCUCGGGCUCGCUGACGUCGCUCCUCGGCACCAUUUUUGAGCGUGCCUCUUCCUCGUCGUCCUCCUCGUCGGCCGAGGACCCGGCGGCGGGGCUGCUGAGCCUGAUCCAGGUGGCGCGCGCCCGCAUCGCCUCGCUCGGCCUCGUCAGCGCCAACGACACGCUCGAGGACCUGCCCACGGCGUCGCUCCGUGCCCUCGCCCUCGACAGCGUCUAUGCCGAGGCGGUGCUGCGGACGCGCACGGCCGUGGGCGACUUUGGCGCGCGGCAGGCCGUGCUGCAGCAGUCGCUCGUCGCAGCGCGCACCUACCUCGCCCGUCUCGCUACUCUUGGCGUGCUCCUGCGAGAUCGAAGCAGCAGCAGCAGCAGCAGCAGUGAGGCCGACGGCGACGCCGUGCCCGCGUACGUGAACCAGCUCUCGGCCGUGGUGGCAAGGUGCAUCGACGGCGACGAGGCGACGGCGCCCUUUCCCAGCGAGGCGGCCGCGCGGCGCCAGGCAAAGAUUGCCGCUCUGCGCCUCGAGCGCGCCCUCUCCCGCGCUCUCGACUCGUACAGGCUCGCGCUGCGGGCCAAGCGGGGGCCUGCUGCGUCGUCGUCGUCAUCAUCAUCACAACAGCCGCCCGAGACGGCGUUUGACCUGCUCGUGCUGCCGCCCAGCCGGCGCGGCCAGCAGGCGACCAGUGCUGAGGACGAAGAUGAGGGCAGGGCCGAAUACGAGGGCGUAAGCAAGAGUGAGGACGGGGACGAGGACGGCGAUGGGGAGGAGGACGGAGAUGAGGAAGAGGAAGACGAUGGCAACUUUGUCGGUGGGGCCGGCGAGGAGUUUGGCGACGGCGUCCGGACACCGGCGGGCCUGCGCAGCUACCUCGUCAUGCUCCUCCGGCUACAUGCGAUCCGUGCCCUCAACCACAUCGACUCGACGCUCGCCGAGCUGGCGCUGCUGAAGAACAUGCCGGCGAGUGCGGCACGCGACGCAGCGGCGCGCGCGGGGCAGGAGCGCGACAUGCGUGCGCAGCGACAAGGACAAGGACAAGGCAGCAGUGGGGACGACGACUGGCGCAUCGAGCAGCGCUUUGGCGCGUCGAGCUCGGCGCCGCUGCUGGACCCCAAGGGCAAGCCGCUGCGGCCCUUUACGAUUCUCCCCUCGGGGUCAGCGUCGUCUUCCUCAGCAGCAGCAGCAGGCGCAGGCCAGGGCGGCGUGCUCAACGAGCGGCAGCGCCUGCGCGACGAGGUGUUCCGGCCCUCGCAUCGGCUGCCAACCAUGUCGAUCGACGACUACCUCGCGGAGGAGCAGCGCCGCGGCAACAUCAUCCAGGGCGGCGGCGAGGCGAGCGCACAGGCGCCCACGUCGACGGAGCAGCGCCGUGCACGUGCCGAGGGCGACGGUGGGGCGACGACGCGCGACGCCGACGAGGCCGCCGACGAGCAGCGCCGGCGCGACAUGGAGUGGGACGACUUCACCGAGGCCAACCCGCGGGGACAGGGCAACACGAUGAACCGGGGGUGA
Molecule: messenger RNA, 1617 nt
Organism: Acaromyces ingoldii
Lineage: Eukaryota; Fungi; Basidiomycota; Exobasidiomycetes; Exobasidiales; Cryptobasidiaceae
Product: TAP42-domain-containing protein
Exons: 1
Coding region: 88-1617 (509 amino acids)
Biological process (GO): regulation of dephosphorylation; regulation of signal transduction
Cellular component (GO): cytosol
Molecular function (GO): protein phosphatase 2A binding
Source: RefSeq, a predicted model, not a curated record